GUUUGAUAUUAGCAAAGGUCAGCAGAGAAUGGGACGAUGCACAUUCGAGUAGAUAAAGGUCAGCAAUAAUCACUAGCCUAUCAUCGCUUGAAAGUAUCUCGAAUUCAAGAUGGUCGAUUUGCUCGGUACAGCACUUCGCGUCAUUGCUUUCAUACUCUUCUUCGUUUUGCUCAAUGUCGUCCGCCAACUACUCUUUACCAACAAGAAUGAGCCGCCUGUGGUCUUCCACUGGUUCCCCUUCCUCGGCAGUACAAUCACAUAUGGCAUGGCACCGACAGACUUCUUCGCCGACUGUCAAAAGCGCUAUGGCGACAUCUUCACCUUCAUCCUCCUCGGACGCAAGACAACAGUCUACUUGGGUCUCGACGGGAAUGAGUUCAUCCUGAACGGCAAACUCAAAGAUGUCAAUGCCGAAGAAGUCUAUGGUCCCCUUACCACUCCUGUCUUCGGUCCUGACGUCGUGUACGACUGCCCGAAUUGGAAACUCAUGGAGCAAAAGAAGUUUGUGAAGUUCGGGCUUACACAACAAGCACUGGAAUCGCAUACUCAGUUGAUCGAGCAAGAGGUCCUCGACUAUAUCAAGACGUCCCCCAGACUCAAGGGUCAGUCCGGCAUUAUCGACAUUGCUGCCGCUAUGGGCGAGAUCACAAUUUUCACCGCUGGUCGUGCUUUACAAGGAGCAGAAGUCAGGAAGAAGCUCACAACGGAGUUCGCAGAAUUAUACCAUGACCUCGACAAAGGCUUCAGUCCGAUAAACUUUAUGCUCCCCUGGGCACCGUUGCCUCACAAUAAGAAAAGAGAUGCUGCUCGAAAUAGAAUGAGAGACAUAUACCUAGAUAUCAUCAAGGAACGCCGCAGCAAAGGCACGAGCCAACAGUCGGAUAUGAUCGCCAACCUCAUGGGUUGUGCAUACAAAGACGGCACACCAGUUCCGGACGAAGAAAUUGCACACAUGAUGAUUUGCCUUCUCAUGGCAGGCCAACACACCUCCUCAGCAUCCAGCUCCUGGAUCUUCUUCCGUCUAGCCUCCGAACCCGACUUCGCAGAACAACUAUACCGAGAACAACUCCAGAAUCUUUCACCCAACAACAAAGACUUACUUCCUCUCAAAUAUUCAGACAUGGCAAAGUUACCACUUCUGCAAAACACAAUCAAGGAGACUCUUCGCCUUCACGGCUCCCUCCACUCCAUCAUGCGAAAAACAAUGACCCCACUCCCAGUUCCAGGAACCGACUUCAUCAUCCCUGCCUCCCACACCCUCCUCGCUUCUCCAGCCAUGACUUCCAUCUCCCCCACCUUCUUCCCAAACCCCCAAAUAUGGAACCCUCACCGCUGGUCAUCCUCCUCAGACCCACCAGAAACCACCGAAGACAUCGCCGAAGACGACAAAAUCGACUAUGGCUAUGGAAUCGUGUCCAAAGGCACCAAAAGUCCGUAUCUACCUUUUGGAGCUGGUCGGCAUAGAUGUAUUGGUGAAAAGUAUGCGUAUUUGCAAUUACAAGUUAUUGUGUCUGUUUUGUUGCGUCAUUUCAGAUUUGAGAAUGUUGAGGGAGUAGAGGGGGUGCCGAGGACGGAUUAUUCGAGUUUGUUUGCUAGGCCGAAGUUGGGGAGUUUUGUGAGAUGGGAGAGGAGGUGAUUGAACUAAUAUAGUUAGGAGAGCAUUUGGUCGAGAAUAGAUGAGAAAUUGAUGAAUAGCUGUACAGG
Molecule: messenger RNA, 1704 nt
Organism: Aureobasidium pullulans EXF-150
Lineage: Eukaryota; Fungi; Ascomycota; Dothideomycetes; Dothideales; Saccotheciaceae
Product: Cyp51A
Exons: 1
Coding region: 110-1636 (508 amino acids)
Biological process (GO): ergosterol biosynthetic process
Molecular function (GO): monooxygenase activity; iron ion binding; heme binding
Source: RefSeq, a predicted model, not a curated record